Molecule: messenger RNA, 563 nt
Organism: Wyeomyia smithii (pitcher-plant mosquito)
Lineage: Eukaryota; Metazoa; Arthropoda; Insecta; Diptera; Culicidae
Product: probable NADH dehydrogenase [ubiquinone] 1 alpha subcomplex subunit 12
Exons: 1
Coding region: 88-525 (145 amino acids)
Biological process (GO): mitochondrial respiratory chain complex I assembly; response to oxidative stress
Cellular component (GO): membrane
Source: RefSeq, a predicted model, not a curated record
ACCAUUGCAGUACCCAUCAAAAUUAUAGUUAUACAAAUAUUCUCGGCCAAACAGCUUUCCUACCGAGAAUCUUACAAACCGCAAAAGAUGAAUCGUUAUAUUGGACUUGAUAAACUCGGGAAAGCUCUGGACCUUAUUCACGCCAACGGCGGAAUACGAGCCUCCCUUCGAAAGCUGUAUCGAAUGAGCACACUGAAGACCGGUUAUCUGGUUGGCCAGGACAAGUAUGGCAACAGGUACUAUGAAGAUCGAACCCAGUUCUUUCCCCGCAGUCGUUGGGUGGUGUAUGCAGAACAUUUCGGUGAGUCUUACGACGCGUCUCAGUUGCCAGCAGAAUGGUUCGGUUGGAUGCAUCACAGUACCGAUAGGGCACCGAAUCGCGACGGCAAACGUGUGAAAUAUCCGUGGAUGCUCGAUCAUAGCGAAAAUCUGUCCGGAACAAAAUACGCUUAUAUGCCGUAUUCAACUACUACACCGAAAGUUGAGGCUUGGGUUCCGCCGAAGGACUCUUCAAAAAAUGUAUAACUUUUAGUUAGUUCAUAUAAUAUGAUGUUAUAAAUAAA